AUGGCUCGCUAUUGGGGCCUCAGGGGCAAGAAGCUGAAUGCUGCGAUAUGGCUGGAGAGCAUGUGGGCGAUCAUAAUCUUCGGCUACAACCAAGGCAGCGCAGGCGGCGUCCUAACGACAAGAUCAUUCAACGAGCAAUUCCCCGCCAUGGACACCAUCUUCACAACCGGCUCCAAACAACACAACAACUCCACAAUCCAAGGUACCGUCGUCGCGCUCUACACCCUGUUCGGCACCUUUGGCGCCCUCUCCUGUACUUUCCUAGGCGACCGCCUCGGCCGGCGCUGGACAAUCUUCCUAUCCAGCCUCGUGCAAGGCAUCGGCUGCAUCCUCAUGGCUACAUCCUUCCAAUUCGCACAAUUCAUCAUCCCCAGAAUCGUCCUCGGACUAGGCACCGGCGGCAUCAUCGCAACCGUCUCCGUCUGGCAAUCUGAGCUCUCCAAAGCGACGAGUCGCGGGAGCCAUGUUUCCGGCUUUGGUACAUUUUGUGGCAUUGGCCUGUCAAUCGCGCUAUGGCUGAGCUUCGGAGUCUCAUUCACAGAUCCAAGUUCGCUCUCUUGGAGGCUCCCAUUAGGUUUACCUUUACUCUUCUCCCUAAUCGUCAUGGCCUUCAUCUUCACCCUACCCGAAUCGCCGCGGUGGUUGAUCAAGAAGAACAGGCUCGACGAAGCGCGGGAUAUCCUCGCGAGGAUCUACGAUGUCGAGGAGACGCACGAAAUCGUCGCCAAAGAGAUUCUUGACGUCCAGACCUCCCUCGAGCUCGCGGGGACGUUCAAACUCUCUGCCAUGUUCAAGAUGGGUCCUCAGCGGACUUUUCACCGUGUCUGUCUUGCCUGCGUUGUUCAAAUCUUCCUGCAGAUGUCCGGAACCAACGCCAUCUCUUAUUACACAACAGCAGUGUUCGAGCAACAACUCCACUACACCCCCGUGACCGCCAAAAUCCUCUCCGCCUCCAUCCAAGCCGUCCUGAUUCUCGGCUCCCUCGUCUGCAGCUUCACCGUGGACCGCUUCGGCCGGCGCAAACUGAUGAUGUUCUCCGCCAGCAUGACGGCCAUCAACAUGGCGUGCCUGACGGGCUGCACGUCCUCCGCGACCAACACCUCCGCGUUGAAAGCCGCGGUGUUCUUCAUCUUCUUCUUCCAAUUCUGCUUUUGCAUUGGGUUUUUGGGAAUCCCGUUUGUGUAUGCGAGUGAAAUUGCGCCUGUGCAUAUGCGGGCGGGUGUGGCGGGCGUGUCGACGGCGGUGUCGUGGCUCUGGAAUUUUUUGGUCGUGGAGGUCACCCCCAUAGCCUUCACCUCCAUCGGCUACAGAUACUUCAUCGUCUACGCAACCUUCAACGCGGCCGUCGUCCCCCUAAUCUACAUCUUCUUCCCGGAAACCUCCAACCGCAGCCUGGAAGAACUCAACGAGAUCUUCGCGUCCUCCAAAUCCCUCUUCGACGUCGUGCCGAAUGCGCGGAAAUUGCCCAGGAGGAACCUGGUGGAGUUUUUGGAUGAGGAGAAGGAGGGGCGGGAGGGACGGGUGAGAUAUACAUUCAAAGGAAAAUAG
Zasmidium cellare ATCC 36951 is the source of this 1548-nucleotide messenger RNA. RefSeq lists its product as uncharacterized. Gene Ontology annotation, molecular function: carbohydrate:proton symporter activity. Gene Ontology annotation, biological process: transmembrane transport; carbohydrate transport. NCBI's taxonomy places the organism in Eukaryota, Fungi, Ascomycota, Dothideomycetes, Mycosphaerellales, Mycosphaerellaceae. The transcript has 7 exons. The coding region runs from base 1 to 1548 and encodes 515 amino acids. The record is from RefSeq and is a predicted model, not a curated record. Gene Ontology annotation, cellular component: membrane.